GCUCGGCGAGUCGGAAGCGACGAGGUCGACAGCACGUUCAUCCCCGACCCCAGCUCUUCCAUACGUACGUACACCCCGUAUGUCUUCCUCUUUGCAGGUCACCGUCUGCUCAUGCUCCUGUGCAGCUCCCGAAGAAGAGACCGUGAUACGGCAUCUCACCUUCUGGCGCGACGGCUUCAGUGUCAAGGACGGGGACUUCAUGCGCUACGACGACCCCAAAUCCUCAACGAGAUCGACUCUGGGUGCGUAUACUCGACAUCCACCCGGAACCGUAUCGUAUGACACUGACUCGUGUUCACGCAGCCGCGCGCCGCCGCACAUCCUCAACGUCUCCCCCGGACAGCCGGUCGAGCUCCGCAUCGUGAAGCAGCUCAGCGACGAGUUCGUGGCGCCGCCCAAGGCGCGCAACGUGUUCUCCGGCGAAGGACACCGCCUCGGCUCGCCCGUCCCGUGCAUCGCGGGCCUCGGCGCGGCCGCGUCUGUCGACAUGUUGGGGAGCUUCCCCGUGACCGCAACUGGGAGUGUAGGACUCCCAAGAGAGCCGAGCGCACGCCGGGCGAGUGUGCGGUCGGCGGAGAGCAUCAACACGCGCUUCGAGGUCAACCAGAGCCUGCCGACGACGAGCGUGCAGGUGCGCCUCGCGGACGGGACGAGGAUGGUGUGCCGGAUGAACCUGACGCACACCGUGGGCGACAUCCGCAACUUAAUCAACGCGUGGGUGGCUCCGUCUGCCCGGGGAUGUGGGCACCGUCUGAUCGAUGUGUGUGUAGGUUGCGCCCGGAUGGUCCCGCUGGCACUUGCCGCCCGCCUUGGACGGUAGCCUCAAGGCUACCGUGUGUGACGUGCGCUGUCCAAUGCCAUCGUAUCAGAUCAGUAUCUACACAUGUAUAAGUAGACAGGUAAAUCAAUACGAACCUUAAAAGCGAUCCUUACAGCGA
Molecule: messenger RNA, 938 nt
Organism: Fomitopsis serialis
Lineage: Eukaryota; Fungi; Basidiomycota; Agaricomycetes; Polyporales; Fomitopsidaceae
Product: SEP domain-containing protein
Exons: 1
Coding region: 80-820 (246 amino acids)
Biological process (GO): Golgi organization; nuclear membrane reassembly; membrane fusion
Cellular component (GO): cytosol; nucleus
Molecular function (GO): ubiquitin binding
Source: RefSeq, a predicted model, not a curated record